Messenger RNA from Morchella sextelata, 1320 nucleotides. RefSeq lists its product as uncharacterized. Lineage: Eukaryota; Fungi; Ascomycota; Pezizomycetes; Pezizales; Morchellaceae. Gene Ontology annotation, molecular function: ATP hydrolysis activity; ATP binding; proteasome-activating activity. The record is from RefSeq and is a predicted model, not a curated record. The transcript is spliced from 5 exons. Gene Ontology annotation, cellular component: proteasome regulatory particle, base subcomplex. Bases 1 to 1320 code for a protein of 439 amino acids. Gene Ontology annotation, biological process: proteasome-mediated ubiquitin-dependent protein catabolic process.
AUGCCCAGCGCCACGGGCCAGAACUGGGAGAAGUACCAGAAGAAGUUCGCGGAUGAUGAGGAGGAAGAGAAGAAGAUCAUUCCACUGUCAGAAGAAGACAUUCAAGUUCUAAAAACCUAUGGGGCAGCACCUUAUGCGGCGCCUUUGAAGAAGCUCGAAAAGGAUAUCAAAGAUUUACAAACUAAGGUUAACGAGAAGAUUGGUGUAAAGGAAUCCGAUACGGGGCUAGCGCCGCCCCAUCUAUGGGAUGUCAUGGCCGAUAAGCAGCGUAUGUCUGAGGAACAACCUCUACAGGUCGCUCGGUGCACAAAAAUUAUUCAGUCUGCGGAUGACCCGGAGAAGGCGAAAUAUGUCAUCAAUGUUAAACAAAUUGCAAAGUUUGUGGUUAACUUGGGGGAGAGAGUGAGUCCAACUGAUAUUGAAGAAGGUAUGAGGGUGGGUGUGGAUCGCCAAAAGUAUCAGAUUUUGUUGCCACUUCCUCCAAGAAUCGAUCCUUCGGUUACGAUGAUGACCGUUGAGGAGAAGCCGGAUGUCACCUAUGGUGAUGUCGGUGGUUGUAAGGAGCAGAUUGAGAAGCUCCGUGAGGUUGUCGAGCUCCCACUUCUUUCUCCAGAGAGGUUCGUAAAUCUCGGUAUCGAUCCUCCGAAGGGUAUUUUGCUCUACGGACCCCCGGGAACUGGAAAGACUCUUUGUGCUCGUGCAGUUGCGAAUCGUACAGACGCUACCUUUAUCCGUGUCAUCGGUUCUGAGCUUGUACAGAAAUAUGUCGGUGAAGGCGCCCGUAUGGUCCGUGAGUUAUUCGAGAUGGCACGUACAAAGAAAGCGUGCAUCAUCUUCUUUGACGAAGUCGACGCUAUCGGUGGUGCCCGUUUUGAUGAUGGUGCUGGAGGCGACAAUGAAGUGCAGAGAACUAUGUUGGAGUUGAUUACUCAACUAGAUGGUUUCGACCCUAGGGGAAACAUUAAAGUUAUGUUUGCUACCAAUAGGCCCAGUACUCUUGAUCCGGCGUUGCUUAGGCCGGGACGUAUCGAUAGGAAAGUUGAGUUUAGCUUGCCUGAUUUGGAGGGCAGAGCGAACGUGUUGAGAAUUCACGCGAAAAGUAUGAGUGUCGAGAGGGACAUCAGAUGGGAGUUGAUUUCCAGAUUGUGUCCGAACAGUACCGGUGCUGAGUUGAGAAGUGUUUGCACAGAAGCUGGAAUGUUUGCUAUUCGUGCGAGACGAAAGGUCGCAACCGAGAAGGACUUUUUGUCUGCCGUUGAGAAGGUCAUCAAGGGCAAUCUCAAAUUCAACUCUACAGCUACCUACAUGCAAUACAAUUAG